Dufourea novaeangliae is the source of this 1787-nucleotide messenger RNA. RefSeq names its product neuronal membrane glycoprotein M6-a (gene M6). The record is from RefSeq and is a predicted model, not a curated record. Lineage: Eukaryota; Metazoa; Arthropoda; Insecta; Hymenoptera; Halictidae. Gene Ontology annotation, biological process: neuron projection development. Bases 431 to 1222 code for a protein of 263 amino acids. Gene Ontology annotation, cellular component: plasma membrane. The transcript has 5 exons.
ACAACGAUCCCAUUCACUUUUACCUUGUCGCCAUAUUGAUUUAUUUUAAAGGGUCGCAGAAAACAUAUAAACGACAUUCUAAGGGUAAAUGUUAUUUAACUUAGAAUAUUGUAACUGAUGUUUCAUUUGAUUCGAGUUUUGAAUGUAUUUUUGUAAAUUGUCUUUGUAAAUCAUAUAAAAAUACUUUAAAAGGGCUUAAGGGCUUAGUUCGCAGCAUCAGUCUGGUUGGACUCACGAGGGCUUUAUAAACAAGUGGUCUGACGUGUCGAAGCGUAAUUACCAGGAGCGUGGGAUGUCAUUCACUAAUACAAUAGAACGACAUUCAAUUGCCGCAGUAAUUGAGAGAAUUCUAGUGUUAUAAUCUCGGAAUCGACAACGGGCAGUGCCCAUUCGCAAAACACCUAACCUCGAAUAAUAACAGGCUCGAAACAUGGGGAAUAUGUGUAAUGACUGUAUGGCCAGGGUGCCAUAUGCCACUCUCAUUGCAACCAUCAUGUGUUGUUUGGGAGUAGGCAUAUUCUGUGGAACAAUGUACAGAGGUGUUACAUUAGGUUCUUUGAUGAUGGAUCAGGUGUUUCAUUUACGACUUGGCUGGCUAGAAGCUGUGCAAUUAAUCUUUGCAACAAUUGGUGCUAGCAUGGCAGCCCUGGGUUUUAUGAUACUAUGUGUUGGUUGCCUUGCAACUGGAGCUACAAGACACAGAGUAUAUCGUGCAUGGAGAUCCAGAGUUGGCGGUCGUAUUUCUUGUGCUGUUUUCAUGACAAUCACGUAUAUUCUACAAUUAGGCUGGCUCUUGAUAUUUGCAUUCCUGGUUAUAAUUACUUGGAUUUUCACUAUAUUCUGGGGAUUGUGCAGUAAUCCCAGAGUCCAGUCGCUCGAUCAAUGUAUUGAUUUUACUCAAUUCAGUUUCAUAUUCCCAAAUAAUACUAGAGUAGAAGAUAUGAAGGUGUGUGGACCACAAGAGGUGAAGCUAUUUUGUAAAGAUUUUGUAGAGAAAGCAGAGGUGAUGUUUAUCUUGGCAACAGUAGCUGCAAUGUUAGUUGUGUUGAGUCUUAUACACUAUUUGAUGUGUCUAUCUGCUAACUACGCGCAUAUACGGGGCCACAAAAAAUUCCAAGAGUUACUAGAACUUCAGACCCUGCAGGAUAUGGCUGAAUUAGAUUCUCCGCAAUCUGGUAUGGGCACUUUGAGCUCUCAUCAUCGUACCAAGGAUAGAUUCUAGGACACGGCCCGCGAGAUCUUUGCUAUGAAUCCUUCGUAAGUGUAACGCUCCUGUGUGCAGGAGACUGAAGAUCUCUCCUCUAAAAGGUUCGAAAAUCUUUCGGUGUUACUCUCUUCUGUGUACCUAAAUUCAGUAUUCUACUAAUAGAGUAUUACUGCAGUAGUUUACUGACUGAAGAUCUUGCGGGAACACUUUAUACCGUCCAUUUUCUGCGACUGUCUUGUAAGCAUUUACUUCGUCUUAAAUUUAUGGAUCAAUUAGGUAACGUUUAGAGCGAAUAAGAUAUAUCAUGUAUUCUAGAAUUGAACAAUUCGACUGUUGAGAUUUGCAGGAUGUUAUAAAAAAUAUGGGCAUAACUGUGGGCACAAAAAGAGAAUUAUUUUUUAUUAUUUUCUAUAUUUCUAUCUAUACUUAAUUAAUUCUUGAAGUUAUGCCCACAUUUUAUGACAUAUCGUACAUAAUUUAAGACAUAUGACAACAUUCCAUGAUUCGUCUGCGUUUGAAUGUGAAUAAGACAUUCAUUUCAAAUAAAAACGUACAAAGAGUGUGUGGAACACAUACAAUA